AUGCACACCAGCCUGUCCUUGUUCCAGAGGUGGUCUUUGACGUACCCCAGCCUGUCCUUGUUCCCGAGUGGUGGUCUUGGACGCACCCCAGCCUUUGCUUUUUCCGAGUUGGUCCUGGACGCACCCUAUCCUUUCCAUGUUCCCGAGGUGGUCCUGGACGAACACCAGCCUGUUCUUGUUCCAGAGGUGGUCUUGGACGCACCCCAGCCUGUCCCUGUUCCAUUAGUGGUCUUAGACGAACCCCUGCCUGUCCCUGUUCCAGUGGAGGUCUUGGAUGCACACCAGCCUGUCCUUGUUCCAGAGGUGGUCUUUGACGCACCCCGACCUGUCCUUGUUCCCGAGGACCAACGCCAGAAUCUGGAUUCAGGACCAGCUCCAGAUGUGGAGACGGGUCCAAAGAGGAGUCUCAGAAACAGACCUGACGGUAAAGUAGAGCAGCCUUCUGAGCCACAGCUGGGGGUUAAACCGCAGGAGGGUUCACCAGAGGAAACACCACGGACCAAAAUGCUUUUCCUCCCAGCUGCUGCUCUGUGCUGUCUGUGUUCAGCGCUGGUUGCCAUGGCAGCAGAGCUGGUUCAGGACGAUGUAACACUGACCAGGAGAGUUGGACAAAGUGUCUCCUUCAGCUGUGGGCAAACGUAUCAGUGUGAUGGGAAACGGUACCACAUCUUUGGACCUGGAAGUAAACUGUAUGUAACCGAUGAGCAGGUAGUGAAGCCCGUGGUGAGCGUGUACCCAGCAGCAUCCAGAGUCCACCUGGGGGGGGGCAGCUCCCUGCUGUGUGUGGCCUCAGCCAUGUUUCCUCCUGGGGUCCGGUUCUCCUGGAAAAGACAGAAGAAGAACGGCCCACUGGAGGACGUCCCCCCUGCCGAGGGAGAGCAGGUGGAGCUCAGAGAGCCGGGACGCAGCGCCUCCAUCAUGGUGGUCCACCGCCUCCAUCAGGACACGUACAUAUACAGCUGCUACGUCAAGCACGAGGGCGGCACGGUGGAGGCCCAGACACAAGGUGACGGAGGCUCGGUGACUGUGUUCAGCAGAGACUCAGCUUCACGUGGAGACGCUGUCAAAGACAGCAGAGGACGGACAUUUGUCCCUGCAACUCCCAACAUCUUCCUUCUCUGUUUCAGAGCUUCCAGGUUCAGAGAUCUUCCAGUCUGAGUGCAGGGUGAAGCUGCUCUGCCUGCUGUACACAGUGCUGACCCUGAAGAGUCUGCUGUACUGCUGUGGACUCUCUCUGCUGAUGGUCCUCAGGAACAAGGGGCCGUCCACCAACUGAACACAUGCUGACUGGUUUCUCUGAUAAUCUCACUCAUCACAUCAUUUAUACUCUUGAUAUACACAAAUGAUUAACCGUCUUGGUGAUAUUUCAUCUUUUAAAAGCAUUUAUUUCUCCUUCAUGCCCUUUUUAAUAUUCUGAUUAUUAUCAAUAAAGUGAAA
Messenger RNA from Cololabis saira (Pacific saury), 1437 nucleotides. RefSeq lists its product as uncharacterized. The transcript has 7 exons. Bases 1 to 1158 code for a protein of 385 amino acids. The record is from RefSeq and is a predicted model, not a curated record. NCBI's taxonomy places the organism in Eukaryota, Metazoa, Chordata, Actinopteri, Beloniformes, Belonidae.